UGGCAAAGGAUUUACAUGGGGAUCAAUGGUCAUUCACCCUUUCAUAUAUCGGCAAUCCAAAGCGCUACAUUCUUCUUGGUGGUUGGAACACAUUUGUCCAACAGAAGAGUCUUGUGGCCGGGGAUAUUUGCUUCUUUGUGAGAGGCGUCGAUAAUGAGUUGUGGGUUGGAUUCAGACGCAAAACAAAUCCAAGAAAAUUACCGGCACCAGCAAUAUCAUGCUCUAGCAUGAUACGUGGCUUAUUGUCGAAUGCCUACAUUGCUCUAUGUACCAAUACUGCAUUUACAAUAUACUACUACCCUUGGAUUUGCCCUGCAAAGUUUCUGAUUCAGUAUGAGCAAUACAUGAA
Messenger RNA from Cuscuta epithymum, 349 nucleotides. Lineage: Eukaryota; Viridiplantae; Streptophyta; Magnoliopsida; Solanales; Convolvulaceae. The record is from the annotation of a GenBank genome assembly.